This is a messenger RNA of Benincasa hispida (wax gourd), 2373 nucleotides long. Its product is annotated as Tetratricopeptide repeat (TPR)-like superfamily protein. Gene Ontology annotation, molecular function: protein binding. The record is from RefSeq and is a predicted model, not a curated record. Gene Ontology annotation, cellular component: mitochondrion. Lineage: Eukaryota; Viridiplantae; Streptophyta; Magnoliopsida; Cucurbitales; Cucurbitaceae.
CGACGUUUGACUUGCUAUCUUAGUCUCCAACGGCGAGAAUGUUUACAAAUUUGGUGCACAUUGUUCCUGCAGGUCGCUUGAACCUUCAGCUUUUUUGGGGGCAAUACUUCAAUCUUCAGCAAUAAUUUGUUAAACCCAUCUUUGAUUCUUCUUUUUGUUCGGCAUUUCUUCAGUCUAAGUAUGCGAACGGGGAAUUUUCUCUCUGGGUAUAGGCUCAUUCAAGCAUUUCGUCGAACAGUUGCUAGCACUUCUUCUACGGUCAGUACAAUCCCCUUCCGAUUCAACUUUCUUUGCACUCAAAUCCCUGAUAACUCAUCGGCGAAAGUUCUAGAAUCAGAAUUGGAGGGACCCAAGUGCUUGUCUUUGAGAAUUGAGAGAAUACCGAAGGGAGAAUCGGUUGGGUAUGCCUUCAGGAGCUGGAUGGGCGAUGGUUUUCCUAUUCAUCGAGGCGACAUUUUUCAUGCCAUCAAUCGCCUCAGGAAGCUCGAAAGAAAUAAGCGCGCACUCGAGGUUAUGGAAUGGGUGAUCAGGGAGAAACCGUAUCGAGUAAAUGAAUUGGACUACUCCUAUCUGCUGGAAUUUACAAUCAAACACCAUGGCAUAUCACAAGGUGAGAAGCUCUUUUCUAACAUCCCUGUGGAAUUUCAAGGAGAGUUGCUCUUCAACAAUCUGGUGAUUGCAUGUUUAGAUAAGAGAGCAAUUAGACUCUCACUGGCUUACAUGAGAAAAAUGAGGGAAGUUGGCCAUUGCAUAUCACACUUAGUUUUUAACCGCCUCAUAAUACUCCACUCGUCUUCCCGUCGUAGGAAAAUUAUCCCAAAAAUUCUUACCCAGAUGAAGGCUGAUAAAGUGCCCUUGCAUGUUUCUACAUUUAACAUUCUUAUGAAAAUAGAAGCCAAUGAACACAAUAUUGAAGGGUUGAUGAGGGUAUUUGGUGAUAUGAAACGAGCUAAAGUUGAUCCAAAUGAGGUGUCUUAUUGCAUAGUAGCUACUGCACAUGCUGUGGCAAAGUUGUAUACUGUAGUUGAAGCCUACGCUGAGGCUAUAGAAAAAUCUAUCGUUGGGAGUAAUUGGUCGACCUAUGAUGUCCUAAUCAUCUUGUACGGCUAUUUGAAGAAGGAGAAAGAGCUAGAAAGGACUUGGGGUACCAUACAAGGAUUACCCCACAUCCGGUCUAAAAGUUUUAUACUAGCAAUUGAAGCAUUUGGCAGAAUUGGUUUACUAAGCCGUGCAGAAGAGCUCUGGUUAGAGAUGAAAACCAAAAGAGGAAUUAAAGCCACGGAUCAAUUCAAUUCUAUUUUAUCUGUGUAUUGCAGGCAUGGGUUGAUUAAAAAAGCAACAGAAAUCUUUAGGGAAAUUGAAGCAAAUGGGUGCAAACCAAAUGCCAUAACCUUUCGAAAUCUAGCUUUUGGUUGCCUGAAAGCUGGUUUGGUGGAGGAAGCCAUGAAAACACUAGAUCUGGGAUCAAAUACAACAAGCAGCAGCAAGAGAGUUAGAAAGUCAACCCCAUGGUUGGAAACCACUCUUUCAAUGAUUGAGAUUUUGGCAGAGAGGGGAGACGUUGAAAAUACUGAAAAGUUGUUUGAGGAACUCGAGGAAGCAAGGUAUACGAGAUACACAUUCGUUUACAACACUUUGAUCAGGGCUUACGUGAAAGCCAGGAUUCAUAAUCCAAAUCUAUUGAGGAGGAUGAUCAUAGGAGGAGCUAGGCCUGACUCUGAAACCUACAGUUUGAUCAAACUCUCGGAGCAGUUUCAAAGCUAAAUGAAUUUGAACCAUUGAUAUAAUUUCAACGGUCAGCAUUGGUUGAGAAGCUAACGUCAUGGUGGUCACCUGCCUAAGUUUUUAAUAUUUUAUGAGUUUCUUUGCCAAAUACAGUAAGGUCAUACAUUAAUCAGGUGCAUGCAAAUUAGCUCAGACUAUAGGUAAUGCUUUUAUGAAUGAUCCAUACUUCACCUCUGUUAGAUUCUUAUUACUCUAUCAGGCGUAGGCAGUCUUCUCCCUAGCAGAUAAGCCGUGGGUGUCUCGUGCCAACUUGGCUGACAAUGGAUGGUUGAUUCACGGGCAGCACCCCCACCCAGCCUACAAUGCAGACUUCUCUAAGUCCAAGAAGGAAGCCAAAUUUCAAAAGACAUAACAGGACAGGUGAUUGAAUGAUAUAUCAAAAUUGGGGUCCUUUCUUGUGAAUGUAUUUGCAAAAGAUAGCUGAGGAAGGACUAGGGAGGGCUGUCCCACAAAGGAAGGGCCUCUGAAAGGGAAAUAAAAAGGAAGAAAAAAAGAAGUAAAGGGUGCAAUUAGCAAAACAUGUUGGUCCCUUUUCGUGACAUUAUUUUGGUUGAAGAAAAGAGAAUUAUUUAUUCGAUAAGAAAUAAA